AUGUGUCUGCUUCUUGUACCUCCCCCCCCCAGAGCCCAUGCUGCUCCAUGUCCUGCCACCACACUUGCUCUAGCUCUUCACACCACUCCUCCACCUGCUUCCAUAGCUCCUUCACCUGUUGCUCCAGCUCUUUCACCUGCUGCCCCUGCUCUACCUCCACCUCCACCUGCAGCCCCAGCCCUGGCUGCAGCUCCAGCCCCUCCAGCAGCAGCUCCCACCUCACAAGCAGCAGCUCCUGCUUCUCCAGCAGCUCCUGUCGCCUCUCCAGCAGCUGCGGCUGCCUCUCCAGCAACUGUGGCCACCUCUCCAGUGGCUCUGGCAGCCCCCCUGGCAGCGAGGGCUGCCUCUCCAGCUCACCCAGCCCCUCCAGGUCCUCCAGGUCCUCCAGGUCCUUCCCCUGCACCCCCAGCUGCAUCAACUUCAGCUGCUGUUGCUGCAGUUUCUGCUCCUCCUGCUCCAGCUCCAGCUGCCAUGCCAGCUCCAGCUGCUCUUCCAGCUGCUCCAGCUGCUUCCUCAGCUGCCUCAUCUGCAUCUGCUCCUGCUCCUGCUGCCUCUGCCACCUCUGCCACCUCUGCUGCCACCUCUGCUGCCGCUUCUGCAUGUCAGAAAGCCAAAAAAGCCUCUGAUAGGCAUCAUUUACAACAGGCUCAAUGUGGGCUAAGAUAG
Messenger RNA from Cantharellus anzutake, 666 nucleotides. RefSeq lists its product as uncharacterized. Bases 1 to 666 code for a protein of 221 amino acids. The record is from RefSeq and is a predicted model, not a curated record. NCBI's taxonomy places the organism in Eukaryota, Fungi, Basidiomycota, Agaricomycetes, Cantharellales, Hydnaceae. The transcript has a single exon.